CCACGGAGCCGGACACUGCAAACGCCGCGACGCACUGCUGCAGCGCCAACAAUAUCAACCACAUCCGGUCCGGAGGCUUCAUCGCCGCAGUCUUGUACGUGUUACGUUCGGUUAUUGGUGUUGUAAUAUAUUAUUGUUACGUAUAAUAAUUAUUAUUAUAAUAUUAUAUUAUAUCUUUGGGGGGGAGGUAAGGUGUGCAAUACGUAUCGUGUCGCGGAGCAAUCGAGUUGGCGGGCUAAAACGAAAACUGCACAGUUGACGGCGCUACAGGUGAAUUCACAAUGAUAGAAGCUGAUGUUAUUACUGGUCAUUUGAUUGAUGAACCUCAAACACAAGCGGAGAAAACUGACCGAAUACCAAUAAUGGGUCAUCCUCCUUCAAUAACAUCAGACUUGAGUCUUAAAGAAUUUUUAGAUGCAUGGAACAAUACAAAUAAAAUUAUAAAGCUUGAUUUUAAAUCAACUGAAGCAUUUAAACUAGCCUUGCCAGUCAUUGAAAACGCUUAUAAAGAUUCGCCUCCAAAUCGUUUGCCUUGGUUGAAUGCAGAUAUCUUACGUGGUCCCGGUCCAGGAAACAGUCCUGGAGUAGACGCAGAUACUUUCCUUAAAGUAUCGUCCACAAGUUUUCCAGAUUCAAUUUUAUCGUUAGGCUGGACUACUCAACGCAAUGAUAACGACAAGUAUUCGGAGCAUUACAUUAAUGAUAUGGUAGACGUACUGUUUAAAAACAAAUACAUGAAACCUGUGACUUACGCGGUACGAGCGUCGUUUGCAGUCAAUUCGAUAUCGGAACUUCAAUAUUUAUUGGAGACAUCGCCGGUUGGUUCAACUCUAACUGUCUGGUGUAGUGAUCCUAAAGAUAUCAUCAAUUAUCCAAAUCUUGUACAGCUGAUAAAUACCGUUGGAGUAAAUCGAGUGUACCUGGAUUUACCUGAAGAAAUGUCCAAGAUUUUUUUCGAAACGUAUUCAACCAGUAUUAAUAGUAUAGCGAACAAUAUUACUGGCUUCCAGUCUUUGUUCCUGGCGUCAUUGCUUGCGCUAAUAAACGUAUUAUUUUAAAACUUUUUCCAUACUUACUAAUUAAUAAUUAGGUAAA
Messenger RNA from Melanaphis sacchari, 1095 nucleotides. RefSeq names its product protein FAM151B. Bases 282 to 1058 code for a protein of 258 amino acids. NCBI's taxonomy places the organism in Eukaryota, Metazoa, Arthropoda, Insecta, Hemiptera, Aphididae. The record is from RefSeq and is a predicted model, not a curated record. The transcript is spliced from 4 exons.